CGCGCAGCCCCGCCGACGCGGCCCGAUUGCGCUCGGCCGCCCGAGUGCUAGCGGAAUGGUGCUGGAAGGGCUCAGGCUUUGGAGCCAAGGAAUUUCGGGCUGGAAUCCCGGCUAUGGCCCUUGCUUGCUGUGUAACUUUGGACACCUCGCCGCACCUCCGCUUUACUUCCCCCUCUGCACAAUGAAAGAUUCAUUCAGUGAAUAGUUAAGAAGCCGCAAGGCCACGCCAGGCGCUUGGAUGAGUGCGUUGGCUACCAAUGAGAAAAGACCCCUGUUCUCUUGGAGCUUACAUUCGAGGGGUCGUACGCAAUGCACCGAUUUUUUUAAGUGAUGAAUCAGAUACUGGUUGGAAUCGCCUUUAGCCAAAACCAAGUUUUGCAACAAGCCUUUAUUCCUCUGCCCAGAUGUCCAAGAUAGUACCUACCAUGGUCUCCAAGGACAUGAUUUACAACAAUAACAGCCUAGAGUCCACAGAAAACAGUUCUUCUUCAAUCACUGAAGAAGAAAAAAAGGAGAAACAUGGGAAAAAAGUGUCCAUGAUUGUUCCUGACCGUUCAGCGAAUCCUUUCCACAUAUCUGGAGAUGUGGAUUUCUUCUUGCUCAGAGAUCAGGAGCGGAAUAAGUCUCGCACAGACCGCGAGCAGAAGACUGUCCAGCGGGUGCACCAAAAGAUGACCUACUCCUCCAAGGUGUCGGCCAAGCACACCAGCCUGCGUCGCGAGCUGCAGCUGGAGGACCAGAUGCAGGACAAGGAGGCGCGCGCCGAGGCGGAGCGGCUGCGUGCCUUCCAGGACAACACGGCGUGGAAGCUCUCCAUGACCAAAGAAAAGAAGAUGGAAUCUGAGAACAUGAGCAACUACAUCAACCAGAAGCGACAGAUGUUCCUCAUCCAGUACGCCCUGGACAUGAAGCGGAAUGAGAUCCAGCGGCUGGAGAUGCUGGCAACCAAGGAGGAGGCGGAGCUGGAGCGGGCCGAGAAGUCCCUGGAGAAGGACGCUGCCCUGUUCGACGAAUUUCUCCGGGAGAACGACCGCAGCUCCGUGCAGGCCCUGAGAGCGGCUGAGAAGGAGACCAAAGCAAAGAUGGAGAAGAUCCUUGAGAUCCACGACCUGACCACCCAGAUCAUGAACAUCAAAAGUGAAAUCUCCAAAUUUGAAGACACUUUGCAGCGUUACAAGAUCUACAAGGACUUCCUCUACAAGCUGUCGCCCAAAGAGUGGUUGGAAGAAAAGGAGAAGAAGCACCUAGCUCUCAAAAAGGCCAAGGAGGCCACCGAGCCCCCCAAAGAGAACCUCUUAUUCUCCUCAGUUGGAGACAAAGGACCAGGGAUCAAGAGCAAAGCAAGCUCCAGAGAUGGGCAGGGCCCAAAGAAGCCCUGGAAGUUCCUGCAGGUGGCCCGGCUGGGGCGGAUCCUGUCCAGUGCCAUGAGCCUCCAGCAUAGCCGCCAGCCCAGCGUGAGUAGCGGGCUGGACCCUAAAGGGUCAAACUCCAUCUCCACAGUGUACGAGGAUCCAGACAGUGAAGGGGAGGAGCUGGAGCUGUACUUCACAGAGCCCCAGCAGCUCCUGGACGUCUUCAUGAAUCUAGAGGAGCAGAACCUCUCCCUCAUCCAGAACACACAGGAGAUGGAGGAGGCCCUGGAUGAUCUGAGCUUAACCCUGAAAAACACCCAGAUCCGCAUGGACAGGGAGGUCAGCCAGUUGAAGCACUGGGUCACCACGCUGAUGAUGUCCAUCAACAAGGAGGAGGAGAUGGCCGCCGAGCUGGAGCUCAAAGCCCGCGUCUUCCACUUCGGCGAGUACAAGGGUGCACAGGAGGACAAGCUGCUGGAGAGUCUGAACCGCAAAGUGCUAGACGUGUACCACCACUGCAUCGGUACCCAGCAGGAGUCCAACCUGGGCACCGUGCAGAUGCUGACCAUCAUCGAGCAGCACCUGGAUGAGCUCCUCGAAAACCUGGAGCGUGUACCGCAGAUCAAGAUUGAGCAGGCUGAGAAGGCCAAGGAGAAGGAGCGGCGCAUGAGACUCCGGGAAGAGAAGGUCAUGAUGCAGAAGCAGCUGCAGGAGGAGCGGCUGCAGCGGGCCCAGGCCCGGGCCCAGGCUGAGAUCAAGAGGAAGAGAGGCAGGAGACUGGUGUGUCGCUCCCGGCCCCCUGCUCUCAAAGCAAAGGAGGAGCCCGAGCACGUGCUGAUGGACCAGAACAAGGAGGAACAGCUGCUGUUCUUCACCUAG
Messenger RNA from Canis lupus familiaris (dog), 2231 nucleotides. It is a transcript of the gene CFAP100, whose product is annotated as cilia and flagella associated protein 100. The record is from RefSeq and is a predicted model, not a curated record. NCBI's taxonomy places the organism in Eukaryota, Metazoa, Chordata, Mammalia, Carnivora, Canidae. Gene Ontology annotation, cellular component: ciliary basal body. The transcript is spliced from 17 exons. The coding region runs from base 405 to 2231 and encodes 608 amino acids.